This is a messenger RNA of Megalobrama amblycephala (Wuchang bream), 3931 nucleotides long. RefSeq names its product otopetrin 1 (gene otop1). Gene Ontology annotation, biological process: proton transmembrane transport; inner ear morphogenesis. Bases 886 to 2634 code for a protein of 582 amino acids. The record is from RefSeq and is a predicted model, not a curated record. The transcript has 6 exons. Lineage: Eukaryota; Metazoa; Chordata; Actinopteri; Cypriniformes; Xenocyprididae. Gene Ontology annotation, cellular component: membrane. Gene Ontology annotation, molecular function: proton channel activity.
GCUUGAUCAAACUGCGCGCUGAUGACAUUAUGAGAGAAUGGCUCUGUGUGCCGAUGAUGAUGAUGAUGAUGAUAAGCGCGUGAUCGCAUCUGUGUCGGACUUUAUCAAGGGUCAGCGGAAGCGAGCGCGUGCGUCUCGUCUACCUUUGAUCUCGGUGUGCAGCUCCAGCGCGAGCGAAUGAACGGGAUGAUUUGAGGCUGAUGCGGGUUUGUGCGCAUGUUAAUCCAGGUCAGAGCCGUUAUAAUAGAAGCUCUUUUGUUGCGGCUCUCUGGCCCGGAUCGGUUUCAUCUAAUUGUGGGUCUCUCUGUAAUUGAGCACACCGUCAAAUUCGGUUCGUUCUCGCAAAACUUUUCUUCAAGUGCUUCGACAAGGAGAGAUUGUGUCUGAUUUCACCCGCGUUUCGCAAUCCGGCUUUAUUUCCGCACGCAGAUUCCGUGUUGACCACAUUCUUCUGAUUGUACAUCCGAUGCAGGCCGUCAUACGAGUCCGCGGUCAACAAAGGGGGGCGUCCAUAAAGAGCCUUUGACCAGUGAAACCCGAGAUCCUAAAAGCUUCUCUUGAGUCAUAGAGGCCGAGGAAAAGUUCACUGGAGCUUCACAUCUGACGGAGAGAUGACUAGACUGCCAGAGCGAGCGGAGACGCGGUGAGGAGCGCGCGCGUCUGGACGAACCAACUCACGGACGUUUUGUGAAGUUUUGUGCGGCUCUUGGCGCGUGCGCGUUCUUGGCAUCGCUUGGCUCACAGAUGAAUGAAACUCAAUCCGCGUUAAUCUGCUGCUCUUUCUAGGAGGUAUAUAGCGGCGCUGCGCGCGCCAUGGACGCGCAUUGAGCAUGUCCGCCGCUCGGCGAGCUUCCGACAGCGUUCCGACAGCGUUCAUCCGGCACCAUGGUGGAGCACAGCGGCCUGGACAUCAUGUGUCUGAACAAGUACGGCCCCAGUUCCUCCUCGUCGUCGUCCUCGGACGCAGAAAAGAAACUUUUCUCCAAGCUCAAGGUGAGUUUGACCAAGCGGUACCCGCAGAAGAACGCGGAGACGCUGAGCGCGCAGUACGGAACCAACCUGCUGCUGAUCGGCGUGUCCGUGAUGCUCGCGCUCGCGCAGCACGGGCCGGCGGUGAAGGAGGAGCACCUGCUGACCUUCAUCACGGUGCUGAUGCUCGUGCAGCUCGUGUGGAUGCUCUGCUACAUGAUCCGGAGGGAGCGCGAGCGCAGCCCGCUGCCGGAGAGAGACGCGCACGCGGGCACCAGCUGGAUCCGAGGGGGGCUGACGAUGCUGGCGUUACUGUCGCUCAUCAUGGACGCGUUCCGCAUCGGCUAUUUCGUCGGCUAUCAUUCCUGCAUCUCCGCCGUGCUCGGAGUCUAUCCCAUCAUCCACGCGCUGCACACCAUCUCUCAGGUGCAUUUCCUCUGGUUCCACAUCAAAGACGUCAUCAAGAAAUAUGAAACCUUCGAAAGGUUCGGAGUGAUUCAUGCCGUCUUCACGAACCUGCUGCUCUGGUGUAAUGGAGUGAUGUCGGAGGCCGAACAUUUCCUCAACAACCACCGGAGACGCUUGAUCGCACUGGGAUACGCCAAUUUCUCAACAGUGGAAGUGGAGCCUCACUGUAACUGCACCACCAGCGUCUGCUCCAUGUUCUCCACCAGCCUCUACUAUCUGUACCCCUUCAACAUCGAGUACCACAUCUUCGUCUCGGCCAUGCUGUUCGUCAUGUGGAAGAACAUCGGCCGCACGCUGGACCGCCACAGCAACCGCAAGCGCCCCAGCACACGCAGUCCGGGUCUGCUGCUCGGGCCGCUGCUGGGUCUGCUGGCGCUGGCCAGCUCCGUCACGGUCCUGGUGGUCUACCUCAUCCACGUGGAGAAGUCGGAGCAGACGCGCGAGGCCGCCAUCUCCAUGUUCUACUGCUACGGCGUGGUGAUGCUGGCCUGCAUGUGCGGCGCGAGCGGCGCCGGCCUGCUGGUGUACCGGGUGGAGGACUGGCCCAUGGACACGGGUCAGAACCCGUCGCGCACGCUGGACACGGAGCUGCUGCUGGGCUCGUCGCUGGGCUCGUGGCUGAUGUCCUGGUGCAGCGUGGUGGCGGCGGCGGCCGCGGCGGGACGGAGCUCUCCCAGCUUCCGCUGGACCUGCCUGGCGUACUCGCUGCUGCUGGUGCUGGAGAAGUGCGUGCAGAACCUGUUCAUCGUGGAGUCGCUGUACCGCAGGCGCAGGGAGGACGAGGCCGCGGCGCCCGAGAUCUUCUCCGUGACGGCGCCGUACGACGGCAUCGUCAACCGUGCCUACGAGACGCAGGACAAGCGCUGCGCUCCUCUGGACGCGGAGCAGAGCGAGAACAGACAGGGCUUCGGCCGGAAACACGCCGACGGUCCGCUUCCCGCGGGAAACCGGCUCAACGUGACGGCCGGGAGGAAGAGGCAGAUCCUGAAGAACAUCACCAUCUUCCUCUUCAUGUGCAACGUCUCGUUGUGGAUUCUCCCGGCCUUCGGCUGCCGUCCGCAGUAUGACAACGCUCUGGAGCAGGAGACGUUCGGCUUCAGCGUUUGGACCACGGUGCUGAACGUCGCCAUUCCCAUGAACCUCUUCUACCGCAUGCACUCGGUGGCGUCGCUCUUCGAAGUCUUCAGGAAGGUUUGAGCGUGCGUCGAGGAUGAAUCACGUGACCGAAACACAGUACGGACUUCAUCUGGUGCUCAAAUACUCUACAGACCGUCAUUCUCCAUCCGUAAUGAGGGAUCAGUGUGUGAUGAUCAUCUGAUCAAGUUCUCAUGGAUUUGAUUGGCUCUUAAAGACGUUCUCAGGCCUGAAGAUUCUUCACACACUCCUCAAUGUUUACAAACCACGUCUUCAGCUGAACAAGGACGAUGUUCUCCAGCGGGAUUGAAUCCUGAAUGAUUUUAGUACACUGUCCGAUUGGAAAAUCCUUGAAUCUUGCAGGCCAUCGACCUAAAACUAGUGCAUAUUGUACUUCAUCUUUCAAUCUUUUUUUGUAGUUUGUCUCGGUCUGUUAGAGAAAAAGCAGCGUGAAAACACUCUGAGACAUAAAACACACGAAUCAUACCAAAACUGAGACUCUCCGAGAUCUCCAGCGAUUUUCUUCAGAUGGUGUCGUUGUGUCGCUCGUACUGCGGAGCCUCGUGCGGGAAAAAUAUGUAUAUCGUGGGAAGAAAUGAUCAGUUCCCAUGCCGUGUGCGGCUCCGUUCUCUUCAGACGUGUGUUUCUGCAGCUUUAGCACAUUAUGUGACAUAUAGCCCACGUUCUGAAAUAUGUUAUAAAUGUAUCUCGUCUGCAUUUCUGUUGGUUCUCACACCCGUGUGUGUGUGUGUGUGUGUGUGAAGAUCUGCGUGACUGAGAGACCGACGGCUUUUAAACGCUCCUACAGGGAGAGAAAUUAGAUUUCAUCCGUGCAUUUAUGGAUUUAAUGGGACGUUCAGCUGGGAUUCUGCAGUGAAUAUAUUAUUCAUGGUUUUGCAGGAGGAUGAUUGUUUGAUUUGGAGAAUCGGUCUGAAGUCCAGAUGCUCUUCACACACACACACACACACACACACACACACACACACACACACACACACACACACACACACACUUUCUGCUCCAGCGGUUUGUUCUCACACCUGCUCUUGAAUGUGAUUAUGGAAAGUUCUCACGUCAUCCGUUGGAGGAAGUUCUUCAGUCUGAGCAGAAACGAAGUGAAAUCGCUCUCUUUCAGAUGUAGAUGUUUGACUGUCGAUGUUCAGCAGACAGUAAACGACUUUAUCAUCAACCUUUUUUUGUUCUUUUUUAGAAAAACGCAACAAAACACACAAUGAAACGCACAAGUGCAGCACAACGAGAAGAUCUGUGGCACAAACCUUUUCUGUUUGUUUAUGCACUUUCACCACAAAUGAAUAAUGUGUGUUAUCUUCAAAUAAAUAAAUCCUCUUGAUGUAAACAG